AUGUCGAAUACACCAGAGGGCAGAAAAGAUGAAACAGGCGGGGAGGUCCCUACAGAAGAUACGACUGAUAACGUGUCUGAUAAUGUCGUUCUGGUGUUACAACGAAGCUUCAAUCAAUUCCACAACUUUGCCACUACAUUCGCUGCGCUUUAUUUCAUUGGUGGCGUCAGAGUUACCUUUUCAACUGGUAUUGCCGCUGGUGGUAACUUGGCGUAUUGGACGAGUUAUAGCAUCACAUGUGUCUUCACCUUCAUAACCGCUGCUGUCAUAGCCGAGACUUGCUCCUCUUUGCCUUUGGCUGGUUCAAUCUACCUCUGGGCAGCUGAGGCCGGUGGUCCUCGCUUUGGCCGACUCUUUGGUUUUGUUGUUGCUUGGUGGUCGACCACUGCUUGGACUACCUUCUGUGCCAGCAACACCCAAGCUGCCGUCAAUUACAUGCUCUCAGAAAUAGUUGUGUUUAACACAGACUUUCCUUCGGACUCGUCCAGCUUUAAAUUCCGCGCCGUGCAAUGGAUCCUCACCGAAAUUAUGCUUGCCUUGGCCUGCAUCUGGAAUUUGCUUCCUCCACGGUAUUUCAAGUGGAUCUUCACUCUAUCAACAAGUGUUGUAAUUCUUGACUUUGUCCUUAACCUCAUUUGGCUCCCCAUUGCAACAAGCAAGACUCUUGGCUUUCGAACGACGCACGAUGCCUUCAUGACAACCUAUAACGGUACUGGGGCUCCGGCUGGAUGGAACUGGUGCCUGUCUUACCUGGCUACUGCUGGAAUCUUGAUUGGCUUUGAUGCAUCAGGGCAUGUAGCUGAAGAAACGAAGAAUGCUUCGGUUGCAGCAGCCAGGGGCAUCUUUUGGAGUACUGUCGUGAGCGGUAUCGGUGGUUUUGCUGUCAUCAUUCUCUUCUUGUUCUGUGUACCCGAUGCUCAGACGCUCUUCUCUUACGGUGGCCCACAGCCUUUCGUCUCAGUGUAUGCUGCAAUCCUGGGAGAAGGUGGGCAUAUUGUGAUGAAUAUUGUGUGUAUAAUGGCUUUGUGGUUUAACACAGCAAUUGCUGUCCUCGCAGCUUCUCGUCUGGUAUUCGCUGUGGCACGAGAUGGAGUCCUCCCCUGGUCUUCCUGGGUUUCCAAGGUUGAAGCUGGGCAGCCUCGCAAUGCUGUUCUAGUUGUUUGGGGAGUCUCUGCUAUUAUUACCUGCACUAUACUCCCAUCAGCUGUAGCUUUUACUUCCCUGGUAUCUGCAGCUGGUGUGCCCUCAGCUGCUGCAUACGGACUUAUUUGCCUUGCUCGACUUACCCUGACACCCAAGACAUUCCCCAAGCCAGCUUGGAGUCUAGGCAAUCUUAGUAAACCUUUUCAGUUUAUUGCAGUCUUUUGGAAUGGCUGGGUAGUGGCUAUCCUCUUUAGCCCCUAUAUCUUCCCUGUUACUGCAGAAUCUCUCAAUUACGCGCCUAUUAUUAUGGCUGGUACAACGAUCCUGGCUCUACUGACUUGGUGGUUUACGCCAGCCGAGAAGUGGCUGCCCAGCCAAAGGAUACAGCAGACUUUGGAAGCCGACAUUAAUGCUCAAAGAAGGAAUAGCGAGCCCAAGGUGUUGUAA
Fusarium oxysporum Fo47 is the source of this 1590-nucleotide messenger RNA. Its product is annotated as amino acid/polyamine transporter I. The transcript is spliced from 7 exons. Gene Ontology annotation, molecular function: transmembrane transporter activity. Gene Ontology annotation, biological process: transmembrane transport. Gene Ontology annotation, cellular component: membrane. NCBI's taxonomy places the organism in Eukaryota, Fungi, Ascomycota, Sordariomycetes, Hypocreales, Nectriaceae. The record is from RefSeq and is a predicted model, not a curated record. Bases 1 to 1590 code for a protein of 529 amino acids.